Molecule: messenger RNA, 1744 nt
Organism: Eupeodes corollae
Lineage: Eukaryota; Metazoa; Arthropoda; Insecta; Diptera; Syrphidae
Gene: DPCoAC
Product: mitochondrial coenzyme A transporter SLC25A42
Exons: 9
Coding region: 564-1619 (351 amino acids)
Biological process (GO): transmembrane transport
Cellular component (GO): mitochondrial inner membrane
Source: RefSeq, a predicted model, not a curated record
UUGGUGUGGUUGGUCUUGGUAGUUCGUUUUGUUGCAAGUAAUCGGAAUCGGGUUAUGGUUGUUGGUUAUGGUUCUGGGAUUCUUUUAUUCUCAGUCGACUAUUAAAGCCCACACCACUUAAAGUAGCGUUCGCCGUUGCGGAAUAUAUUCGCUUCGAGUGUCAGUGAAUUCAAUUUAACAACAAAGUUCUUGAAAAAUUUAGCGGUCUCUUGCUCUUGCUCUUCUCAAUCCCAGACUCGUUGUUCAUAUUCCUUGUUAGAUUCGAUUGGACUCUCGGUUAUUGUGCUUAAAAUUCAUAAACCUUACGAACAUUUCUUUCGAUUUGUCUUCCGAUAUCAAUACGAAUUCCUAGCAACGCAAAAACAAAAUACGAAGAGAGGAGAAGGAAAGGGGCACUAUCUGAUGCCAUUGUCCUCUAAAAUUCGAUAUCUCUACUGGUUCUUGAGCUAUGGACGAUGAAAAAAACGUUUAAAACUUACGAAUGUACGAACGUAUGUACGUACACACGGUCGCACACAAAUCUCUCUAAAAAUCUUUUAUUUCGACUCUGAGUUAAGAUUGCGAUGAGCCAUUUAAUAGAGAAGACAAAUCUUACAAUGUCUUUCAAAACCACUUCUACACAACAGUCCAGCUCUGAUGAUCAGACUUCGGUGAAUUUACAGACUGAAACAAGGGCGCACGAUAAAUUGCAACCUGCAAAAAUUAAUAAAUUUGAUGCUGUACUUACAAGCCUAAUGGCUGGAGCUGUAGCGGGAGCCUUAGCUAAGACAACAAUAGCACCAUUAGAUAGAGCGAAAAUAAAUUUCCAAAUUAGCAAAGAUACUCCAUACUCAUUUCGAGCCGCUGUGCAGUUUCUUAAAAAAACCUACACUACCGAAGGCACUUUUGCAUUAUGGCGUGGAAAUUCUGCAACCAUGGCUCGAAUUGUACCCUACGCAGCAAUACAAUUCACAGCACACGAACAAUGGCGAAAAAUCUUACGAGUUGAUGAGGAUGGUACAAACACAAAGUUGAAAAGGUUUAUGGCUGGUUCAUUAGCUGGAAUAACAUCACAAUCUUUAACGUAUCCAUUGGACUUGGCAAGAGCACGAAUGGCUGUGACAGAUAAAUAUUCAGGUUACAACACACUCCGCCAGGUUUUUGUCAAAAUAUGGGUUGAAGAAGGACCUCGAACCUUAUUUAGAGGUUACUGGGCAACUAUAUUAGGAGUUAUUCCUUAUGCCGGAACAUCUUUUUUUACGUAUGAAACAUUGAAAAAAGAAUAUAAUGAAGUCUAUGGCAACAAAGCACCUAAUACUAUAGUUACAUUAGCAUUUGGUGCUGCCGCUGGUGCAGCUGGUCAAACAGCAAGUUAUCCGCUAGAUAUAGUCAGAAGGCGAAUGCAAACAAUCGGAAUACAUCAGAAAAAUAAAGGAGAAUAUACGACAAUUUAUUCAACUUUGAAGAAAAUUUACAGAGAGGAAGGUGUGAAAAAUGGCUUCUUCAAAGGACUUAGCAUGAAUUGGAUUAAAGGACCUAUUGCCGUUGGCAUAAGUUUUUCAACAUAUGAUCUUACAAAAGAAUUUCUUAGAGAAUUAGCACAUAUUAAACGUGGCAGGUCCACACUUAAAGAACUAUAAAAUUAUUUAUUUAUAUUUGAAAUUAGAAUUCAUGAUAGUCUUUGAAACAAAAAAAAUAACUCAGUUUUGUUCAUUUAGGUAAAAUAUACUAAUGUUAAUUGUGCUUACAUAAUACUUAAUGUCAA